UCCGUCUUCGUCCGCUUCGACGAGGGGCGCCUGGACCUGUGCCGCUGCGCCCUGACGGGGCCCGCGGACACGCCCUACUUCGGGGGGCUCUUCGUCUUCGACGUCUACUUCCCGCAGGACUACCCGGCGGUGCCGCCGCUCGUGCACCUGACGACGACGGGCAGCGGCACCGUGCGCUUCAACCCGAACUUGUACGCGGACGGCAAGGUCUGCCUGAGUCUAUUGGGCACGUGGCACGCGGCGGACGCGUCGCAGAAGUGGAACGCGGACACGUCGACGCUGACGCAGGUGCUGCUGUCCAUCGCGGGCCAGAUCCUCGUCAAGGAGCCCUACUUCAACGAGCCGGCCUACGAGCGCGUCCGCGGCACGCCCGAGGGCGACGCGACGUCCGAGCGGGUCAACGGGGACCUGCGCAACAAGACGCGGACCUGCGCGGUCGUCGACCACCUCAAGCGGCCGCCCCGC
Molecule: messenger RNA, 465 nt
Organism: Aureococcus anophagefferens
Lineage: Eukaryota; Pelagophyceae; Pelagomonadales; Pelagomonadaceae
Exons: 1
Biological process (GO): negative regulation of apoptotic process
Cellular component (GO): nucleus
Molecular function (GO): ubiquitin conjugating enzyme activity; cysteine-type endopeptidase inhibitor activity
Source: RefSeq, a predicted model, not a curated record